ACUUGACCAUCAAAUCGAAUGGACGUGUGAAAAAAUCAUACGAUAAUAGAAAGUCACUGCGAGAAUUCAUUCGCUGCGAAUCGGGGUUUGUGCGCGCAAAAAUAUCUUACAAAACAAUUGACAGAAAACAUUUAAUCACACCCACAAUGUUAAGAAUUAGCUGAGAUAGAUGGUGAAACGAAAAAACACCUUCCGCCAUUACCUUUACCAACAAUCCAACACCAGUGAUAAACAAUUUACCGGCACCCGAGAUGAAACGGGAGUACUAAUACACAACAUUAUAUACAUAAAUAAAUUUCGAAAAAUAAGCAAAGUUACACGUGUUACAAAAAAAUAGAUAAGAGCAUUUUGUUAAUGACUAAAACAAGAGAGCUACGCGCACAAACCGAAUAACGCAACAGAAGCAACGGAAAACACAGCUAAACAAAUAAUAAAUCAAAAAAUUAGUGAUUCUUACAUUUAAGCAUGCAGUCGAAACUUACAAAAACAAAUUUUUAAACAAAAAUGUUUCAUCAUCUAGUCGAAUCAUGAAUUUAAUUAAGCAGCAACUAUGAAAACGCAGUGCUUUUCAUAUUAAAACAUACAUACUACAUAGUACAUAGGAUGUAGAUUUAUAAUUUGUAAAAAUAUCAAACAAACACAAAAUUCGCAAAUGGUCUAAACAGCGGCAACAUAUUUCGGAUAAGCGUAAAUCAAAAAAUUAACAAAAAACAAAAAAAAAAACAAGACAGUCAUUUCACAAGUCAAAUAUGAUAAAUCUCUAAAAUAAUCUCUACCGAUCUCUCCAAGCAAGUGAUGAGCUAAAUUAAAUGCAUUCCCGCACAGCACACCAUUGAAAGCCUCAUCAUUGCAAGUACGCGCACAUACAUACAUACAAACACUUACCAAAAGCCCAUCCAAAAAUCGAUGUCUUGCAAAAAACGGCAGCAACAAAAACCACUAUUAUCAUAUCAUCAAUACCACAGCGACAAAAGUGUUGCCGUCAGACAAAAAGCUUGCAACAAAGAUCGCGGUGGGCGAGCGCACACAAUCAACCAUUACCGGCAAAGAUAGUGAUCAUCAAAAGUCGUAUUAUAAUCGUUUAAAUUUAAGUUUUCCAUACCAAAGAUGGCGCACAAUCAUAGAGACAGAGAUAUUCACAACUACAACCAAAACCAUAAUCGCAACGUUGAAAAUCUUAAUCAAAAUCCAGCAGCACGCGGCGCACCUGAAUAUUUCGAAAAUCUCUUCUUGAAUGGAAAUUUCGCAGCCAAUGAAGAUGAGGAAAUGCUGGAUGUAGCCGCGGCGGCGGCGGCAUUGGCACAGCACAACAACAACUUAGCCAAUAACGCCAAUGAUGAACCCUACUGUUGGGUAUUUGGUUAUGGUUCGCUAUGCUGGUAUCCCGGCUUCGAAUAUUCCAAAUGCAUAACGGGCUAUAUAAAGGGUUUCGUGCGGCGUUUCUGGCAGGGUAACACCACACAUCGUGGCACUGAAGAUAAGCCCGGUCGCGUUGCAACACUCAUUGAAGACAAAGAGGUGAGUGAAAUUAAUGGCAUCACCUGGGGUUGUGCUUAUAAAAUUACCGGCAGCACAGCGUUGGACUAUCUCAAACAACGCGAAUGCACGCUAGGCGGUUACGUAAUCCUCGAAACAAAGUUCUUCCCGCGUGUCGCUUCCUUUGAUACACCAUUCAGCGGCGAAGCCGUUCCUGUUUUAGUGUACGUUGCAACUUCUGAGAAUUGCCACUGGCUCGGCGAAGACACGCAUGAUAAUAUAGCCGAACAGAUUGUGGAGUGCCGUGGACCAAGCGGCCAUAAUGUAGAGUAUUUGUUG
Messenger RNA from Rhagoletis pomonella (apple maggot), 1815 nucleotides. RefSeq names its product glutathione-specific gamma-glutamylcyclotransferase 1. Gene Ontology annotation, biological process: glutathione catabolic process. Gene Ontology annotation, cellular component: cytoplasm. The record is from RefSeq and is a predicted model, not a curated record. Gene Ontology annotation, molecular function: glutathione specific gamma-glutamylcyclotransferase activity; gamma-glutamylcyclotransferase activity. NCBI's taxonomy places the organism in Eukaryota, Metazoa, Arthropoda, Insecta, Diptera, Tephritidae.